Molecule: messenger RNA, 854 nt
Organism: Prorocentrum cordatum
Lineage: Eukaryota; Dinophyceae; Prorocentrales; Prorocentraceae
Source: the annotation of a GenBank genome assembly
GCCUAAGCGAGGGGGGGGCUUGAGCCAGGCGUUGGCCAGACUUCGGGCAGUCUUCCAAAGAGACUGGCAGGCUUUGCUGGGCGGGAGUGGGAGGAGGAAAAGGCACCCAUAAUUACCGCUACCCUUGCCUCGUUUUCCCUUUUGCGCCUCGGAGGGUCUAGUCGCCACCGCUGGAUUCGCCUCGAAAUCUUUUUGUCAGAACGUACACCGGGAGAGGUCCGUGGAGUAGCGGUGUCGCUACUUUUUGGUCUCCCCAGGGAGAGAGUCAGGAUGGAACGGUUGCCCAGGCCAUGAUUGUGAAGGAUUGGCUCGCCAUCUGGAACGAGGUGAAGCACGACGGCCUCUGGAAGAAGGCGGACUGGACGGUGAAGGCCGAGGCCGACACUGCCUUCUCGCCAGCGCGCCUGCGCGCGAGGUUGCUCGAGCUGAGCCCGUGGGAAGGCGUUGCGAUCUACAUCAAGAAUGUCAGGGAUGGCGUCGGACUGCCAACGCCGUUCAUGCUGUUCUCCAGCAAAGCCGUGGAAACACUCUUGAGCGACGACGAGAACUGCGCGAGCAACGUGGAGCGCCGCAAGGGCGAGAGCUUCUACCUCUCCACGUGCCUCGACGCAUCGGGCGCGGGGUACAUGCUGGACGAGGGCCUCAUCGACGACAGGCGCAGUGGCGAAGAGCACACGUGGGACCUGACGGACACCUCCGCAUGCAGCGGGGAGGGCGUGAUCGCUUACCGCCCCUUUCAGCAGGCGGCCCCGUGGCUGGAGUGCUCCCAGAAGGCGGAGGAGGCCGCGGCGAAGCUCGCGGACCAGGCGGAGCCGGCGGUGGACGACCAGGCGGAGCUGCGGGACCGCCUGUAG